AUGCAUCGUCUUAUAUCAGCAAAGAAAUUUUACCAGGGAAGUCUUCAGGGGAUUUGUUUACCACACAGUACUGUAAAAUCUCUUACUUAUUCGGAUUUAAAAUGUUCCUUUUGUCAGAAAGUACUUCAAGCAACCAACAAUCCAGAGAAUUUAAUUUUGACGAGACAUCAGUCAACGAAAACAGCUAGUUUAAGAUCACAUAAAAAGAAGGUAAAACAUAAGAAUUAUAAAAAAUAUGGCGAAUUGCUUGAAGUUGGUGAUAAGGCUAUGACUGAAAUAAAAGUGUCAAUAAGCAAACUGCGAGCUGUACACUUGUCAAAACUGACAUCUAGUCCUGUUUCUUUGGGUCAACUUCAUCAGCUGACAAAAAAAUCUUCAAAAAAGUCAAAUAUUGAAGUGGAUGCAGAGUUAUUACAAAGUGUAAGAGAGAAAAUUUUAACAAAGAAGACUACAGUGCCUGUAGUUUCUAAAGAUAUAAAUUUAGAAGAUGAUAAAUGUGCUUUAAUUUUUACGAAUCAUAAAAUAUCUUCAAUUGAAGAAAGGUUUAAAACUAAACAAUAUAUUGACAUGGUAAAGGAGAGUUAUUACAAUUUUAGAAAAGCUACCAUAUAUGAUCAGAGGUUACAAGAUUUAAGGUAUGCUAUAAAUGAGGGACUCAUCCAGGAGUUUGAUCUCGGAAUGACAUCUGAUUUAAAAUCUAAUGAUGGAGAAAUAGAACCUCAGGUAUUACCAAAGGGCCCUCAUGCUGUAUUUAAAGAACUGUUUAUGAGUAAUCAAUUAGAUAACUAUGAUCAUGAACUUAUGCACCAUAUAACAAAUUUUCAAGUUCAAGGAAUUGCACAUCCUGCAAUAGAAGAAAUUUGUGAUGAUGCUAUUUUGCAUAAUGAAACUGAAACCAGAGAUGCAGAUUUUGAUGCAGACCUGAGUGAAUCUCUGAAUGUUAAAAAAUUGAAAAUUAAAAAAGCGCAACAAGUAAUAAAAGAUAAGAAAAAGAAAAAGAAAGAGAAGCGAAGAGCAGCACUGGAAAUUAAUAUGAAGCAGGACCUCAAGGAGCUUGAAAGGCAUGGCAAGCAGGAGGCAUUGCACAAAUUGUUAACAGCCCAUUUACAAUUAUUGUGUUCAUUCAAUAUGGUAAAAGAGGGAAGACAGGUUUUACAGUAUUACAGGCAAAGAGGAGCAAGGGUUCCUCAUCAUCCCAAAGUUACCGACGUCAAAGUCUACAACACACUGCUGCAUGGAUUUGCAUCACUGGGACAAGUUGAAAAUGCCAAAGAACUAUUGUCAUUUAUGGAACAAGAUGGAGUCACCUUAAAUGCUCAGUCUUAUGCAGCAAUGUUUGAAUGCAUUGAGAGAAGUCAAAUUCCAAAUAAAACAACAGUAUUAGAAUUUUAUCAUCAACAGUUGCAAGAAAAGAGUAUGACAAUAAAUGAUCUUCUAGACAAAAGCAAGUUUGUUUAUGACCAACGUGAAGUUGUUCUUAAGGCAAUCCAUAGGAUUCAACCUCAAUUCAAACCAGUGUACACACCACCUGUGCUUGAUUAUGAUUGUCCUUUACUAGAGAAAUUGAAACUUAGCGACACUUCAAACAGGCAAGGGCUGUACAUUUCUCCCGCUGAAGGCUUGCUCAGUCUAGAAGAGAUGAAAAGAAUGGGACAAAUACAGUUAGAUAUGGAGAUAAAUGGCGAGAUUGAAGUCCAAAAUAUUGCUGUAAAGGAUGAUGAAACAGACAUGGUGAAAUUAUAUAGGUCAAAACUACGGGAGACUGAAAACGAGUGGCGUGUUGUCAUAAAGGAGGCAUUUAUACGUAACUUAAGUACACUAAAAUCACAAAGUAAUGCCUCUCAUUCUGCUAUAAGUCUUUACCCAUAUCUCAAAGUAUUAGAGGCAGACCAAUUUGUAGAUUUGAUGAUGGGUGAAAUUAGCAAGUUAGUUGAUGGUAGUGAAACUUUUAGUCCAACUCUAAAACUAUUACAGAGAGAUCUUGGCACUCAAGUGUAUCAUAAGUAUCAAAUCGAACAGUAUCGUCGUAAUGGCGUUCUAAAGAAGAUAGAAGAGGUUUACGAAAAGUACUGUGAGUGGUAUUUGAAACGUCAAUCCGUAGAUGGCUCAAAUCAACCAUAUAAUGGAAGACAGGUCUGGCAACUACUCGAGCAUCAGAAUAGAGAAGGUGCAAGUUUAGAUAUGGAGGAAGCACCUUGGCCAAUGGAAAUGCGACAAAAUAUUGGAAAAUUCCUGUACAAUAUCAUUAUAAACGAUGUCAAGAUCGACGUCAACAUGUUUAAAGCUAAAGAUAAAGAGCGGCGGCUGCCGGCGGUGUACAAGGUGCACCGCGCGUGGGGGCGGCUGGUGCGGCUGGAGCUGAAGCCGCACCCGGCGCUGGCGCGGCUGUGGGCGGGCGCGGCGCGGCCGGCGCUGCGCCUGCGCGCCGCGCUCGCGCCCACGCGCGCGCCGCCCGCGCCCUGGCGCACCGCGCCGCCCGCCGCGCCGCCCGCACCGCCCGCCGGCGCCUACCUGCUCACCGCCACGCCGCUCAUACGGAUACCAUACUAUGUGUCAAGCCAAAUGAAGCGAUUAGAAGAGUCUCCACCUAGCGCACUGUAUCCAGUGCUUGACAGUCUCAACCAACUGGGUGAAGUCCCUUGGGUCAUCAACCAGGAUAUUUUAGAUUUACAGCUAAAAGUUUUCAGGUCGGGCGGCGACAAGCGGCUGGACAUACCGGCGCCGGCGAGCGCGCUGGACACGUCGCAGUUCCCGGUGGGCGCGGCAGGGGCGGGGGCAGGGGCAGGGGGAGGGGGUGCGGGCGCCGCCUUCAAGCGCCGCCUGGCCAUCAGCCGCGCGCGCGCCGACAUGCACUCGCUGUGGUGCGACAUGCUCUACAAGUUGUCACUCGCCAAUCACUACAGGGACUGUAUGUUCUGGCUGCCGCACAACAUGGACUUCCGCGGCCGCGUGUACGCGGUGGGGCCGCACGUGUCCGUGCUGGGCGCCGACGCGGCGCGCGCGCUGCUGCGCCUCGCGCGCACUCGCCCGCUGGGCCCGCGCGGCCUGCGCUGGCUGCAGCUGCACGCCGUCAACCUCACCGGCACCAUGAAGAGCAGCACGCUGCAGGAGAGAUAUGAGUACGCAAUUAGUAUAAUGGAUAAAAUCUUAGACUCGGCCGACAACCCUCUGGACGGCGAGGGCUGGUGGAAAAAGUCAGAGGAGCCAUGGCAGACCCUCGCGUGUUGUAUGGAGAUCGCGAAGGCAGUUAGAUCACCUAACCCUGAAGAGUACGAAUGCGGGUUCCCGGUGCACCAGGACGGGUCGUGCAACGGGCUGCAGCACUACGCGGCGCUAGGCGGCGACGCGGCCGGCGCGGCCGCCGUCAACCUGGCGCCCGCCGUCCGCCCGCAGGACGUCUACACCAGCGUCGCCGCGCUGGUAGAAGAAAUGAGAGCUCGCGACGCAGCUGCUGGCGUGCCGGCGGCGGUUGUUUUAGAGAACUUUGUGAAGCGGAAGGUCAUCAAGCAAACUGUCAUGACCACUGUAUAUGGCGUUACGAAGUAUGGGGCUCGCCUACAGAUUGCUAAACAAUUGAAAGAUAUUGAAGAUUUUCCAAAAGAGCAUGUAUGGUCGUGUUCUCAGUACCUGACGAUGAAAACAUUUGACAGUUUAAGAGAGAUGUUUACCUCAACGAAGCUCAUUCAGGACUGGCUUACUGAUUGUGCCAAGUUGAUUUCCGGCGUAUGUGGAGAAAGUGUGGAGUGGGUGACGCCGCUAGGACUGCCCGUGGUGCAGCCCUACUACCGCCGCGCGCCCUACCAGCACGCGCACGCCAGCGCGCCGCUCGACCAGCACCAACGUCCGUGCACGAUGAAGCAGCGCAACGCGUUCCCGCCGAACUUCAUCCACUCGCUGGACUCGACGCACAUGAUGCUGACGGGGCUGCACUGCGGCGCGGCCGGGCUCGCCUUCGUGUCCGUGCAUGACUGCUACUGGACGCACCCCGCCGCCGUGGACGCCAUGAACAAGAUAUGCCGCGAGCAAUUUGUCGCUCUACACUCGCAACCUAUUCUAGAGGACUUAUCGAAAUUCCUCGUGAAGAGAUACAGUUACCCUGAAAGUGAAAUUGAAGAAGGCAGCGUGGGCUCGGUGAACAAGAAACGUGUUAACAGUUUACUUGAGAAAGUGCCCGGGAAAGGCGAUUUCGAUAUAAAAAGUGUUUUGGAUUCCGUCUACUUCUUCAGCUAA
This is a messenger RNA of Parnassius mnemosyne (clouded apollo), 4230 nucleotides long. Lineage: Eukaryota; Metazoa; Arthropoda; Insecta; Lepidoptera; Papilionidae. The record is from the annotation of a GenBank genome assembly.